Messenger RNA from Fraxinus pennsylvanica, 1419 nucleotides. NCBI's taxonomy places the organism in Eukaryota, Viridiplantae, Streptophyta, Magnoliopsida, Lamiales, Oleaceae. The record is from the annotation of a GenBank genome assembly.
AUGGAGGCGAUUCUUGUGAAUAUGAUAGGGUUGCAAGCAUUUCUUCUUCUGCUACUCUUCAACUAUGGAGCAUCACAGUCCAUUGUCAAGACUCUUCCGGGUUAUUCGGGUACUCUACCGUUCAAGCUCGAAACCGGGUAUAUUGGUGUGGGAAAAAACGACGAAGUGCAGUUAUUUUACUAUUUCACCGAGUCUCAAAACAAUCCUAGUACAGAUCCUCUUUUUUUUUGGUUCACCGGUGGACCUGGUUGCACUGGUUUAUCGAGCCUCAUCUACGAAAUUGGUCCAUUCACUUUUGAUGUUGCAAAUUUUGAUGGAAGCUUACCAUCCAUACUCUUAAAUCCAUAUUCUUGGACCAAAGUUGCCAGUAUUAUAUUUCUAGAUUUGCCUGUUGGUACUGGAUUUUCAUAUGCGAAAACUUCACAAGGUUAUGUUUCCUCGGACACCAAGUCAGUAAAAGAUAGUUACACGUUUCUUAGGAAGUGGCUAUUGAAUCACCCCAUGUUUAUCAAAAAUCCUUUAUAUGUUGCGGGCGAAUCCUAUGGAGGCAAACUUAUUCCUAUGGUUGCAUUGGAAAUAUUACGAGGAAAUGAAGCAGGACUGCAACCACCAAUGUCCCUCCAAGGAUACAUUAUGGGAAAUGGAGAAACGAUUUUAACCAAUGAUUAUAAUUCACGAAUUCCAUAUCUUCAUCGCAUGGCACUUAUAUCAGAUCAAUAUUUUGAGUCGGCAAAAACUAGCUGCAAUGAAAAAUAUUACAAUCGUGAUCCAAAUAAUCUGCAAUGUCUUCAUGCCUUUCAACAGAUUGAAAAGUGUAUUGAGAAUAUAAAUCUAGUUCAUAUUUUGGAACCAAAUUGUGAAAAAUUUAAAUCAUCAAAACCAGAUGAUUUUGGAAGGCGUCGAUCAUUGUCAGAAGACGAUUCAAUUGGCCACCUCAUGCUUCCAGCAUCUGGACAAGAUCAACAGUGGUGUCGCGAACAUAAUUACAUUCCAUGUGGUGUUUGGGCAAAUGAUCCAACCGUCCAAGAAGCCCUUCAUAUUAGAACGGGAACGAUAACAGACUGGAGCAGAUGCAAUCUCAACAUAUCAUAUGACCGGAAUGUUGACAAUGUUCUUCAAUAUCAUGAAUUUUUCAGCAAGAAAGGAUACGAAGUUCUAAUAUUUAGCGGUGAUCAUGACUUGGCUUGCCCAUAUGUGGGUACGUUAGAAUGGAUUAGCAUGCUCAAUCUGACUGUCGAAGACAAUUGGAGACCUUGGAAUGUCGAUGGCCAAGUCGCUGGAUACACAGAGAAGUACAAGAAGAAGGACUUCAAUCUCACAUUUGCAACAGUCAAGGGUGCAGGACAUACAUGCGCAGAGUACAAGCCUAAAGAAUGUCUUGCGAUGCUCCAGCGGUGGAUCUCUCGACGCCCUUUAUAG